Molecule: messenger RNA, 786 nt
Organism: Papilio xuthus (Asian swallowtail)
Lineage: Eukaryota; Metazoa; Arthropoda; Insecta; Lepidoptera; Papilionidae
Exons: 6
Coding region: 1-786 (261 amino acids)
Source: RefSeq, a predicted model, not a curated record
AUGGACGAGGACCAGGCAAAUAGAACCAGUGAAUUUGAAACGAACGAUAGGUCUAUAGUGUUGUCAAGGAGGAAACGGUUUAUUGUUUUUCCCGAAGGAAGCUCUUUACAAGUUGUAUUCUGCGUCACUUAUCCAAUGUUGACAACAAUUGGUGAUAUAUUCCUGUUUGGUAACACCGCUGCUUUGGCAUUCGAGCUGCCUCAAGAUCCAUACUCACCGUUCAACCAUCAUGCUGAUCCACUGCAUAGAAGAAUGGACUCUAAAACUAUAUACUUUACUGACUAUGAUGGAAAAAUCAUACAUAAAGCUCCGUAUAAAAGGAGGCCCAUAGUGAAUCCAGCGUUUGCGAAGCGAAGCGUGGACUCGAAUUCGCAUCAAAAUGGAGCAAACGUAUUCAAAAUAGACAGGAGGGAAAUGCACGCUUCACAACACGAACGCGGCUUUUUGAAAAGCGAACAGAUGGAAGCGGCCAGUAUCGAAUUUCACAGGAGCGGACGUGCUGCACUCUACCAGAAAAUAGAGACAAUGUUACAAGGCUUGGGCGGAGACGGAACGCAAUGUUUAUUGAAAACAUUGUGUCUAGUCGCGCAGUCACGAAACCAUCCCCAGGGAGACUUCUUACAAGAAAUAUUGAGAGCUGUAUUUACGUUGCCACAGUCAAACAAGACGGAUGAAUAUUUAGAAGAAUAUGAUAUGGCUUCCAAAUCGACAGACUCGUGUGAUAAUUUAUACCCGCAUUGCAACGAACGUUUGGCCAAUAUUGAUUCACCAACAUUUAAUUAUUAA